Messenger RNA from Aspergillus chevalieri, 2268 nucleotides. Its product is annotated as putative Ran-binding protein (RanBP10). Gene Ontology annotation, cellular component: cytoplasm. Lineage: Eukaryota; Fungi; Ascomycota; Eurotiomycetes; Eurotiales; Aspergillaceae. The coding region runs from base 1 to 2268 and encodes 755 amino acids. Gene Ontology annotation, molecular function: protein binding. Gene Ontology annotation, biological process: cell surface receptor signaling pathway; cytoskeleton organization. The record is from RefSeq and is a predicted model, not a curated record. The transcript is spliced from 6 exons.
AUGAGUUCCAUUCCAUCAUCACCACCAGGAGCAACAUCAUUAUCGGCCGGUGGAUCUCGAGCAGCUCCUCCGACAGUAACGACUGCGACUCCCUCACCACUCUCCAAUCCCCCUCCCAGCUAUCUACUCUCCUCCAACCUCCGCCGUUUGUCCUACGCUUCUGCUCUAUCGGGCGCCGCGACUACAUCUGAGAAUACUACUACUGACCGUUUAUCGUGGAAUCCGCCUGACAACCAUCGUCAUCAUCGUCUUUAUCUUCCCCCGCCUUUCCGUCAUCAGCUGCAGGACCACAACCACAAUCUCCUCCAGAAUCCCUUCUCUGACGGCCAGACUUCAUUCUCCCCUUUGCUUCUAAAUGCCGAUAUGCAGAUGAAUUCAGCUGCUUGGAGGUCGGGAAUGACGGCGACAUACCCUAGCAAUAAUAAUACAACGACGACUACGACCGAACGUCCCCUACCUCCCUACUCUCGAAAAUUCGCUAGUUAUCCCCCGUACAACAAUUAUAAUAAUACAUUCCUUCACGGUCCCGGCAGCUUGCACGAUCCUUUCAAUCCCUCCCCAUUUUUCACCCCUUCCUACCUCCAAAACUCAAGCUACGCCGCCCGACUGCAGUCCGACCAUCGAGCUCGAAUCGCUCGAAUCGCAUCCGGCGAGAACGAUGAUAUCCCCCUCCCGUCGAAUCCUUUUUCAACGCUAUCUUCUUCCUCUUCCUCCGCCUCGAGCCAUGCGAAUUUACCCCGGAUUGCUCCAUCCCAUCGCGGCAUGACCCAUGAGGUCAUCGAGCGAGAACCUCCCAGCAUCGACGACCAUGUUCCUCCGCUGCCGACUCGAUGGAGUGAGACGGAUAAGUACCCGACACUGGAGAUGAUGCAUGGGGGUCUGGAGCUUCGGUACACAGGACCGCUCAAUAAGCAUGAGCAUGAAGCAGCUGCGGCGCGUACGGAUUAUCCGAUGCCGCCGCAGUGUGGGAUCUAUUAUUUUGAGGUUACGAUUUUGUCGAAACCGAAGGAUGGAAUGAUUGGAAUCGGGUUCUCUGGUGGUAAAGCGUCGAACGAGAGACUCCCCGGGUGGGAGACAGACUCGUGGGCCUAUCAUGGAGAUGACGGCAAAUCAUUCUUUGGAGAGAAUCAGGGACAGGGGCGACCGUAUGGUCCAACGUUCGGUGUGAAUGAUACAGUCGGCUGUGGUGUAAACUUUGCCACGGGAUGUGCGUUCUUCACCAAGAACGGUGUCUUUCUUGGAAAUGCGUUCCGGGAAUUGAAAAAUAUGAAGUUGUAUCCGUCAGUAGGGAUGAAGAAACAUCCUACUGUUCAUCUGAUCUCCAACUUUGGGCAACAGUCAUUCAUGUUUGAUAUUGAUGGCAUGGUUAAGAGAGAAAAAGCGGCGAUAUAUUCGGAUAUCAGUCGCACCAGUGCUUCGAAUCUCCGUCCCCCAUUGGGCGAGGACGCACUUCUUCAUGAACUGGUGGCCCAGUUCCUGGCACAUGAUGGCUACAUAGAAACAGCCCGUGCAUUUGCUGAAGAAGUGGCAUCUGAGACAGCGGCAUUGAACGACCAUGGAGACCCAUUGAAAAAGUACGAAGUGGAAGAGGACCUCGAAGCGAUUAACCGGCAGAAAAUCCGGGCAGCUAUCCUGGAUGGCGAUAUCGAUAAAGCUCUGAAAUACACUAAUGCCUACUACCCCAAAGUCCUGGAAGACUACCCUCACAUUCAAUUUAAAUUACGAUGUCGCAAGUUCUUAGAGAUGAUGCGUCAAUCGAACGAUCUGUCGAUGGCAGCCGCAGCCAAGCGCAGCAAGUCAGCUUCCAACGGAGUCUCCGACGGUAACGCUGGGUAUGGUCAGGAGAUGGAAGUGGACGACCAAACGCAAGACGGAGACGGAUGGGAAGCCGAUGGCAUGGAUACGGACGAUCCAGAAGCAGCAGCCAAGUUCCAGACAUUGUUGACGGAGGCCGUGCAGUACGGACAGCAGCUGCGCAUGGACUACCUGACCGAUGAACGAGGGGGGAACAAAAAAAUGUUGGACGACAUAUUUUCCCUAGUGGCAUAUCCGGAUCCACGACGAUCAGUUCACGGACAUUAUCUGGACCCAGCUGGAAGAGUGGCGGUUGCUGAAGAGCUGAACUCGGUCAUUUUAGUCUCUUUAGGGAAAGCAUCGUCGGCGGCGCUGGAGCGAGUUUACCAGCAAACGGAAGCACUGAUGAACGAGGUUAGUGACGAAGGGGGUGCGGGGGCGUUUAUCAAUGUUCGAAAUGAUAUUUUGCUAUGA